UCUUUUGGUCACACUAUCAGCUGUCUUGGCAAAAACACAGCUCGUGUUGUUACUUCUAUUUAGUUAAACCUCUGUAAAUAUUGUGGUUGUUAAUUAAAAUGCUGCUGAAACAGUUGCCACAAGUUGUGCAGCAGUUUCGCUGCAUUUCCUCCGACACGGCAGUAACCAGACUACAUCGCUCUGUCUAUUGCCGGUUAUAUCCCACGGUAGUUGUUCAACCCGAUGGUUCCACGAUAAACAUACGCUAUCACGAACCAAGAAAGAUUAUCAAGCUUCCUCUGGAUUUAAGCACUUUGACUGAUGCCGAGCGCAGAUCCCGUCUGGAAGCCCGCAAGCCGCGCAAGAAGGUCAAGAUCAUGGAGGAAGUAGAAGACAACUUUAAUGCCAAGAAGUACAUGAAGUACAUCAAGAAAAAGUAGACCUGUUAAAUUGUUAAAUAUAACAUAAAAGCUUA
Molecule: messenger RNA, 454 nt
Organism: Drosophila eugracilis
Lineage: Eukaryota; Metazoa; Arthropoda; Insecta; Diptera; Drosophilidae
Gene: mRpL55
Product: 39S ribosomal protein L55, mitochondrial
Biological process (GO): translation
Cellular component (GO): mitochondrial large ribosomal subunit
Molecular function (GO): structural constituent of ribosome
Source: RefSeq, a predicted model, not a curated record